AAUUUCCGUGUGGAUGUUGUUCAUAUGGAUGAAAAUACACUGGAGUUCGACAUGGUGGGAAUUGAUGCUGCCAUUGCUAAUGCUUUCCGGAGAAUUCUGUUAGCUGAGGUGCCAACAAUGGCAGUGGAAAAGGUUCUGGUUUAUAAUAACACAUCCAUUGUCCAGGAUGAGAUCCUUGCUCACCGCCUGGGGCUCAUCCCCAUUCUUGCUGAUCCACGUCUGUUUGAAUAUAGGAACCCAGGGGAGGAAGAAGGAACGGAGAUAGACACACUGCAGUUUCGGCUACAGGUCAGGUGUACCAAGAACCCCAAUGCUGCUAAGGAUUCCUCUGAUCCCAAUGAACUCUAUGUGAACCACAAAGUAUAUACCAGGCAUAUGACAUGGGUCCCCUUGGGAAACCAGGCUGAUGUCUUCCCGGAGGGUACGAUUCGCCCAGUUCAUGACGACAUCCUUAUUGCUCAGCUUCGGCCUGGUCAGGAGAUUGACUUGGUUAUGCACUGCGUCAAGGGCAUUGGCAAAGAUCAUGCCAAGUUCUCACCCGUGGCAACAGCCAGCUACCGGCUCCUGCCAGACAUCACUCUGCUUGAACCUGUGGAAGGUGAGGCAGCUGAGGAAUUGAGCAGGUGCUUCUCACCAGGUGUAAUUGAGGUGCAGGAAGUACAAGGUCAAAAGUUGGCCAGGGUUGCCAAUGCUCGGUUGGAUACCUUCAGCAGAGAAAUCUUCCGGAAUGAGAAGCUGAAGAAGGCUGUGCGCCUUGCACGUGUUCGGGACCAUUAUAUCUUUUCUGUCGAGUCCACUGGAGUGUUGCCACCAGAUGUGUUGGUGAGUGAAGCUAUCAAAAUACUGAUGGGGAAGUGCCGGCGGUUUUUGGAUGAACUAGAUGCAGUUCAGAUGGACUGAUGUUUCCAGGAUAGCCUGGCAGCUUCUGGAUUCCAACUGUUCACCACUGCACUCUGCAAUUCUCAGUCAAUACAUUUUAUGAAAUGUGCCACAGAUUAAGACUAAUGCCUUUGUAAGGCCUUUGAUGUAAAUAAAGUGAUAUCCUAGCAAAAAAUUU
Cricetulus griseus (Chinese hamster) is the source of this 1057-nucleotide messenger RNA. Lineage: Eukaryota; Metazoa; Chordata; Mammalia; Rodentia; Cricetidae. The record is from RefSeq and is a predicted model, not a curated record.